GCACCAACCACAUGACGUCUGCAACAACAGAAGCCGCAGCCGUGUUGACCAGCGGAUAGUCGCCGUAAUAUGCGUAAUAGCACAACCCGUUGGCCACUGCGCCGGCCACCGAGACGACGAUGGGGACCAUGGAGGCCCGCGACAGCGUGGUGAUGUUCACCACCAUGAGGCCGAAGAGGCUGUUCGCCAAGCAUAUGGUGCUGAGGAUGGCCCAGCUCGACUCGAAAUAUACCGUCAUCUCGGCGCGUCACCCACGCGGUUGCAGGGUGGGUGUUGAACGCAUCCAGGUGACAUGGAUUCGAAAAGAGUUCCCCAGGCGCAUCCCGACAAUCAAGACGUUCUGGGGCAGGUUGAAAGGGAGGCGACCGAUGUGUGGAGGUGUGAACCUGUAGUUUUUUUUUCGGUGGUUCUGGGUUUUUUUCUUCUUCUUUUCUUCUUCUUUCUUUCAAGGGAGGCUCCAGCCCGUACAAGUACUUGCUUGGUGGUCUUCAGUCUUCCUAGUCGGCCAAGUCCGUUAUUACCUACCAACCGAGAACAAAGAUUCCUGUUCCUGCUGGGGAGAAGAGAGCUUACAAAGUUUCAGAGUCAGCCAGCCAUUCAAUGGGUGUCAGCCAAGGGGCAAAGACAAGACCCUCCUCCAGACUGCUGGGAAUUUGCCCUGGUUUCCGAGGUUCCGACAUGGACCAAUAGAACGAAUUGCCAGGGCUCAACAAGAGGCCUGAAGACUGAAUGCACCACCACUCGAGAUAUGUGGAGAAACCUGGGGGAGGGGGCGGAGAAGUUGCACUACACUAGGUCCUGGUGCGGUCGUCUUGGCGACAGCAGAGGGGGUAGAUCGGGGAUAGGACAAAGGGCGAGAUGUUUGAAUCUCCUGGCCUGGGGUGGGAAAUCAAUCAUCCUGUCGCGGCAGUUGUAAGUGCAGGGCGCGCCAUGGGAUUCGGGUCGUCGGGCUGCGUAUCGAUGGCUUGGAGUCGACGAGACUCGGAUGUUCGUAUUUCGUAUUUCGUAUUUUUUAUUUCG
Messenger RNA from Sodiomyces alkalinus F11, 1020 nucleotides. RefSeq lists its product as hypothetical. Lineage: Eukaryota; Fungi; Ascomycota; Sordariomycetes; Glomerellales; Plectosphaerellaceae. The coding region runs from base 293 to 916 and encodes 207 amino acids. The record is from RefSeq and is a predicted model, not a curated record. The transcript has a single exon.